This is a messenger RNA of Encephalitozoon hellem ATCC 50504, 1539 nucleotides long. RefSeq lists its product as uncharacterized. The transcript has a single exon. Gene Ontology annotation, molecular function: protein binding. The record is from RefSeq and is a predicted model, not a curated record. NCBI's taxonomy places the organism in Eukaryota, Fungi, Microsporidia, Unikaryonidae. Bases 1 to 1539 code for a protein of 512 amino acids.
AUGGGGGAUCAUACCUACAAGAAGAAGGACUCUGGAGUUUACGAUGCACUGAACAUGCUAGUGUACGAUUACUUGUCGAAAAUGAAGUACGAGGGUUCUGCAAAGGUAUUUUUCAAUGAGGCGAGUCUUGGAGACUUCAAACCCACGGAAGGAAUGCCUAUCCUGGCUCAAUGGUAUGCAGCAUUCCAUGAUAUUUCAGCAGUUAGGUCAGGUUUGUCAUCAAAUGCCCAGGACCUGAGCAGAAUAGAAGGAAUAAUGAUGAAGCUAGAAAACGAAAAGAGGCGAUACCAGAACAUAGGAAGAAUUGAUCCAACAAGCAUGGGGUAUGGCGGGGCAAUGGAUCCAUACAAGCAAUAUCCUAUGUAUUAUCAGCCGCAGCAGUUUGACCAGAGAAAGAUGUAUGAAAUGUAUGGACAUGUUUCACCACCUGUGGACGCUGCACCAAGAUUCUACGAUCCAAGGAAGGCAGGCAUGGGCACAUCUGGUUACAAGGCAGGGCAGGGAUACCCUAGAUACCCUAGAUUUGAAGAUCAGAAUGCGUCCUCUGCAAAGAUACCUCCAAGACAGUUCCGAGAUGAAGGGAAGAGCAACAGUGCAACUAGCCCCUCCAUGACGGCAGCCCAAAGCAACAGCAGCCCUCUGUUUGAGUCUGUGCUUGGAACAGGAGAUAGACUGUUUGGCUUAAAGGAAGUGAUGGCAUUUGUGCCUAAUGAACACACGACUGUGUGCUCUGCGGUGGCAAGGGAUCACAAGCUUUUGUUUAUUGCAUCCUCCAACAGAACCAUCACAGCUGUUAAUUUACUGUCUGGAAAGAGUGAAUCGGUUGUAGAAACUGACGACAAGCAGGUGAUAGAAAUGAAGAUAAGAGAAUGUGAGGGCAUUAUAACGAUAGUAUGUGGUGUUGGAGGCAGUGAACUUAUAUUGGUAAGAUGUGUUAUCAAGGAGUGCAUAACCUUGGAGAUUUUCGGAGCUUUAAGGGGGCAUACAACCUCAAUAGUCAGCUAUGAAGUCCUUGACUCUAUCCAUUCUCUUGACAGCGGGGGAAUUAUGAGGAAGUGGAGUCUUGAAGGUGUCUUUGAGCGGGAAGAGGUUCUUAGUGGAGAGAUUCACCAUAUAUGCUGCAUAUCUGAGGAUAAUUUUAUGUUUGCAGACAGGCAAAGGGUUUAUGUAUAUGAUUUUGAACUUAACAUAGAAAUGAUGGAGAUACUUAAAGGCCAAGCCCUAGGGAUUAAGCGUAUUAAGGAGGGAUUUAUUGUGGUAUUCAGGAACCAAGUUAUAUGGCUAGAUAAACGAAUCCAGAAAGUCAAGAUACUAAAUGUAAAUGAAAAUAUAAAGACGGCUGCUCUGAUUGACGAAGAUCUUGUUGCAGUUUCAUCCCAAAGUGCUUGGUUUGACAAUGGAAAAUCCCUGACCAAAAUGAAGCUCCAUGAAACAAGCAUAGUAAGUCUAGAUGGCGUGAAUGUAUUUAGAAAGCCAAGCGUUGUUAGUUGUAGCGCUAAUGGGGAGUGUAAGAUAUGGAUCAGAUAUAUCGGAGAUUAA